This is a messenger RNA of Coregonus sp. 'balchen', 1290 nucleotides long. NCBI's taxonomy places the organism in Eukaryota, Metazoa, Chordata, Actinopteri, Salmoniformes, Salmonidae. The record is from the annotation of a GenBank genome assembly.
AAUGAGGAGGCUGCAGCCUUGGAGGCAGAGUUGCUGGGAGAGUAUGGCUUUGGACCGCAGCAGCUGAUGGAGAUCUGGGGCCAUGCCUGUGCCAUCGCUAUCACCAAGGUCUGUGCUCUCUUUUUCUUACCUUAAGGGUAGUUUUGAGUUAGGCAAUCGAAUGACAUGAUAUACAACUUCUCUUUCCCUGUGUGAAGGGCUUCCCCCUGAGUUCCCUCAAGAGGCAUCCUACAGUGUUGGUGAUCUGUGGUCCCAGUCAGAACGGCUGUAUUGGUCUGGCCUGCGCCCGCCACUUACGUAUGUUUGUGAGUAACCUGCCAGCGCACUGCAUUUGAUUUUUGGAACUAACUAAAUGGCACUUCCUUGACACCCAGUCUCUCUUCCCUUCCACCUAUCUCUGUCAGGACUAUAUGCCCACGGUGUACUACCCCAAGCGCUCUACUCUGGCCCUGCACCAGGACUUUACAGUACAGUGUGAGAAAACAGACAUCCCUUUCCUCUCAUAUCUCCCCGCAGAGGUAAGGGAACUACUAUGAAUCAACCAACGCUAACCAAGGUUCAUUUGUAUAUUGUGGCCGUCUGGCCGCCAUGAUAUUGGAAAAAGAAACGAGACACUCUAAAAUGUGGAAUGUUCACACAACGGUUUUGUGUGAAUGGUGAAUGCCAUUCUACUGGUUAGUGGUCUGACUGACAUGUGUUUGUCUUUUCCUACAGGUGCAGCUGAUAAACAAUGCGUAUAACCUGGUGGUGGAUGCCAUCAUGGGGCCGGAGACGGAGCCGUCUGAUAUCAGUGAGCCCUACAGCAGCAUCCUGCUCACCCUCAGACACAUCCGUAUCCCCAUCGCCAGCGUGGACAUCCCCUCAGGUGACCACACCAAACCUACACACACCUGGCUGACAGCAUCUACCUGCAGGGUUACCAGGGGCUAAAAACCUAUCCAAGUGUAGUGUUAUAGGGUUGGACUGAUACCAUGGACUUGUCUGAUGAUGCCGUGAUGUGUUAUUUUACUGCCAGUAUCAGAUAAACUCUAAAAUCAUAUGAUAAUGUUGGAUAAAUUAAUUGAUGACCUCAUCUGUGUGAUUUCAGGGUGGGACGAGGAGGAAGGGGCCAACGUCGACUGUAUAAACCCGACAGCGCUCAUCUCCCUCAUGGCACCAAAGAAGUGUGCCGUCGGUUUCAGUGGGACACAUUACCUGGUGGGACGCACCCUGCCCUAUGACAUCCAGAGGAAGUAUAAGCUCAAUGCGCCAGACUACCAUGGCACAGACUGUCUGGUUGAGCUGGGGUAA